UUAGGAGGUGUAAAACUUGAAACGAUAAACACAAUCCUUUUUCCAUUCAGUUUCAGCAAGAACAAGGAAAAUGACAUGAGAAGUCACUAAAUGAGAAAUGACUAUGGGGGAAAACAACAAAGCUAUGUAUGGGAAGAUGAUCUUGGAUGUGGUCAUUGGUCCUUUAUUAGAAAGUUUAGAAAAGAAAGACAAAUCAUCAGCACAGACAUUACGAGCUUCUUUUUCAAAGGUUGACACAACUGUGCCUGGAUUUGUCCAUGAUUUCUUGAGGGGUAUCCUGAAGAAAGCAGACAUCCAAGACCACUUUGAUAUAUGUGAAACGCUGCUAAGAUUAGGUGAUGCACAAGGAUAUGAUGAAAUAUCAAACGACGAAUUGACAGCAUCCAAAACCACACCAAGCGGCGCUGCUAUGCAUCCAUCCAGUAAAGAACUAAGAUUGCUCAGACCAGAACCAUCAUUCCAAGAACUAAACAGAUGUGCCACAAACCUUAAAACCAUAUUAAGUCGCAUUCCAAUUCAAAUUGAUGACCGAAAACAAUUCCUAGAGACUAUAAAAGAAAUUGCAGGUUCCAUAAAACAUUUAUUAGAUGCCUUCAAUAAAGUAAUAGCUGAAAUACCUGGUGGUGAUAAUGGAAGUAAACAGAUUUUAGAAGAUAGGAAAAAAGAAUUUGUACGAUAUUCUAAGAAGUUUAGCAAUAUGCUAAAGGCCUUCUUCAGAGAUGGCAGCCAAAGACAGAGUGUAUUUCUGAGUGCUAAUUACUUGAUCUUCCAGACCAAUGUCAUUUUAAGAACUGUGAAACAAGAAACAGAGAGAGAAUGAAUCUCAAACCAAACAAGCAUCAGCUAGAUGUCUGUUGUAUAAACAUUUAUUAUGAUUUAUUUUAGCAAAACCUUUCUUUCAUUUGUGUGAGGGAAUUAUUUAAUAGUAGGCUACGAACAUAUAAACAACUGGAAAAUGUUUGUGGCAGUUUUAUUUUCCACCAUUUUCAUAGCAAAUCAAAUUGAAUUAAAUUAUUAAAAUUUUAACAUAUUUGAGAUAUUAUACAUGUAUAAAUGUGUAAAAGGCUACAAAAAUUAAUUUUAUGUGACAACUCUUAAUUAUUUAACAUUUUCAAACAAGUGCUUUUACAGUUCAAAUGUGUCAAUUAUGUUAAAUUGUUGGAAGAACAAAAUAAUUGAACAAAAAUUGGACCCAACAACCCUACUUUUUUUUAGCAUGUUAUUUAUUGGGAAAGUAGAUACUAUUGUUUAUUUAGAAUACAUUUACAAAUUUUGUAAAAAUCGCCAUUUAGUGCUUGAUUACUAUAGAAAAUUUUUUUUUUUGUCUAUAAAACUUAAACACCACCCGACUUAAGGGGAAGCUAAUACUAUCGUGAUCAGCUUCAAAAUUUUAGAAUAGAAGAUAAAUGUUUGCCUUUAGAAUUUAUAUUUGACAAAUGGUUUAUUGAUUAAUUAAAAAAGAGAAACAUAUAGAUUUUAGUUUGUAAUGAACCUGACAAUAGUUUUUGUCAUCUUCCUUCACCAAAAGCUUAUAGGUUUUGCAUGAUAAAAAUACACUUAGUGUAUUAAGAAGUUUUAGAUAUUAGGCCAAGUGAAAUAAUAAUCAUACAUUUGGUUUCUUACUGAAAUAAAUUUAAGGUGAUAGAUUUAAAAAAUAAGAUCUUGUAUAAUUUUAUUUUACAUCUAAUUAAUAGGACUUCAUUGUCAGCUAAACUAUGCAUGUUAAAAAUGUUUUUAAAAAAUUCUUCAUAAGAGGGAUAAAAAGAAUUUUAGUUAGGAUAGGGAAUUGUAUCUAUUAAUUUAUUUGGCCUAAGAUGAAAUACCUCACUUGUUUGAAGGUCCCUUAUUUGGUUAUAAAAAUGAAAUUGGGACACUGAGAUUAAUGCUUUUGCCCAUGCUUAUACAGGAGAUGAUAUGAUAAGGCCACUUUUGGACCCCUUGACUAGAAUAAAAAAUUCAAUGUAUUAUAAAUCAUUGAAUUACUUUUUCAAAUAUUAAAUAGAAAUAUGUCUCAGGUAUCAGUAAUAAAAUGUAUUUGAAUUUUUAAUUGCACAACAUUUUUUAAGGUCUUGAACUUCUUGCAUUUAUAGAUGAACUGCAAAUACCUGUCGAAAUAGCCUCAUUUUCAGAUCUUAUUCAUUUGAGAUAAAAGUAAGAAUCUUACCCGAAAAGAUAAUUAACCCAAGGUGUCUUGUGUAAAGCUGUUGAUGUAAGUUAAUUACUUAGUAAAAUGACAAUUUUUAGUCAAAUACUGAUGUCACAGAUGACAUUUCUGCACUCAAAGGACCAGACUAUAUUAUCCCAUACAUUUACCAAUAAAAUAUGCAUACUUUUUUUUAAGAGAUUGAAGUAUCUAAUUUUGCAAAUUCAAAUGGAAAAUAAUGGCUCUUAUCAUACCUUCUCCUUCCUUUUAAAUGUAAACAAUAGUCAUAAUGUUCUUGCCUAGAAUAGAUUAAGCAUGCUUGAAGCAUAAAUCUUUUCAUAUAAAAUAUUUAUAUAGACAUAAUUUAUGAUUGUUUUACUAUAUCUCUAGUAACAGACAAGCUGCUGGAAGAAAAGAAUCCUUUAGUAUUUAUCCGGUAUUUGUCAUAACUGAAAUAAAUUUUCUGAAGUUGAGAUGUUUUUUUACAAUAUCCAAUUAUUAAAAUUUUGAAUAGUCCCAGAUAUCUUCGAACUAACUUUGUAAAUAGAUCUUUCUCAGCUUUCUUAUACUCUUAACUGUAACAGCUGUUUUUUUAAUAGAAAUAUCAUAUAUUUGGAAAGAAUAAUAAACCAGAUUUUCUUUAAAACUGUAGUUCGGGCACUCUGAAGUAAUUCUAGACAUUGGCUUUUCCACCAGCAAACAAAUUUUGCAACUAAAUAUAUUUAAAAGCAGAUAGAAUAGGGGAAAUGCACCACUGUAUUGCUGCAUAUAGUAUAUAAAGAAAACUUGUACAUGCUGAAAUAGGAUUUUGUUUAAAUUGAAGACUUGAAUCAAAUAAAAUUUGUUGAGGACCCUAACAGGAAGGUAGUAUUACAUACAACCAGAUCAGAAGUUCAUACAUGUUUUCUAUGGACCAAAGGCUGGUUGUAAGUGAUAAAGGCCUUUUUGAAGUAUUUCCAAAGAGAACACCAUAGCCUUUCUUGUACUUGUAUUUUUUUUGUAUUUUAUUAUAUUGGAUAGACAAAAUUUCAUACUGUGUGAACUAAAUAAUGGAUUGGUCUCUUUUUUAAAUAGCUAUGGUCUUGCCAAAGUUUAUUUUUGGGCAGAAUAAAAAACCUUUGGCUUCUCAGGUCCUCCCUCAUCUACUCAAUAUCUACCUCAUUAACAAUUUUUAUCUUUUGACAAAAAAUCAAGAGUCCAAGAACUAUUAAUUUCUAUAAAUAUCAGAUAUUCUGAUAUAAUAUUUGGUGAAAAGUAUCUCCCUGCUUCUGACAUGAAAUUUUGAAAACUUGAGAAGCUGUCAAUGGAUUUAUUGAUUGUGGCCUUAUUAAAUUUAGGUUUGUUUUUGCUGAUAUUGAAGACUUUAUAUUCUGAUCGUGCUAAUAAUGAGUCCUAAUCUCUAUUGGUGAACAUUCCAUCAUGAUACAAAUGGCAAAUUUAUGUUAUUUAUUUUUCUCUUUAAGAUUCACAUUGUAUUAAAUAUGUAUUUAACACUACUUGUCCCAUUUGAUAUGUGUAAUUUUGUCUCAGUUUUGUCUGUUUUUUUUUGUGUAUUUUUGAAGUAACUAUGGUUUAUUAUUCCAUAAUUUUAUCAAUUGAGAGUUGUCUCCCAUCUCAAAUAUUUUUCCAAGAUCUGUUUCUCUUUUGGGGUUAGUAUUUCAUGUUUAUAGUGGGAUAAUUGGUUACUAUGGCAAAAGAACAAAUUUAAGAUAAAGUUAGAAAUAGUAAUAGAGAUUAUUACAUCAUAAAAUUAAAGAUAUGAAAACAUCAGUAGACUUUGAAAUAUAAUGAAAAAAAAAAUCAAUGUGAAAACAAAAAUAAAUUAUCCUAUUGAUUUUAUUCAAGUUUGAUAGAAAAUAUUUGACCAAAAUAGAAGCAUUUUACACUUAAGUUACUCUAAAAGGGAAUGUAAAGGCUAAUUUUCAUUUCAUUUGAUUUAGAAUUGUUUUUAGUGUUUUUGAGUUUCCAACAUGACAUGGCAAUUUUAAAGUAAAAAAGGAAUGAUUUGAAUAACUAUACAGUUAAUUUUUUUUAUGUUAACCAGUUUGUUUCUUUAAUAGGUGCCAGUAUACUGUAUACACAGUUCUUUUAUUGUUUUGAUGUGUUUAUUAUUUAACUGAUAACUAAUUUAAUUGUUUCUUAAUACACUUCUAUAAUUUACAAAGUUUUUGUCUUGAGGUGUAAGAUAUAAAGAAUGAAACUUUUGUAAAAUUUGUGUAUUUAAUAUUUUGUAUGUGAUUGUUAAUUUGAUUAUCACAGUUUUUGCUUGGAUAAUGUGACAAUGUACAUAUUUUAUUUUAUUAAAUAAGUCAAAAAGCAUAAGGUCUCCAUUCAGAUAUGUUUUUCAAUGAGCCUGCAACAUUUUGUUGUGGAAGCGACAUAAUUCCGUCAGCAUGGUUAACUUUUAUGUUAAUUCUGUAAUUUUUUGUUUUUUUUCUGAAUUUUACUGAAAAAUGGUCUUUGGCAGCCAACAUUACACUUUGAUAGUGACAUACUCAUAUAAGACACAAGGUUCUAAGGAACCCUUUACAAUUUUUUCUUUUCAUGCUGAAAAAUUAGACUUGAAUAUUUGAAUUCAUGGAGAACAUGUGUGAUGAUGUGACUGGCUUUCUCAGGUAUUGUGGAGAAUAGAUUGACAUAUUCCUUUUAUAAACUUCAACAGUAAUUAUUAAGUUAAAUUAAUUUUUUGAGACCAGUGUAUAUGUUCAGUCUAACACUUCUAAACAGAAAUAACUAUAAAUGCGUGAUUGCACUCUCUCUAUAAUUAUAAAGAAUUUUUUUUUACUGUUAUAUCAGUAUUUCUAUGGACUUGCUAUUAUUUUCAUAAUUACUAUGUAUUUUAUGUUUUAUUUUAUUGUAUCAUAUAUUCAGAUCUGAGACAUGUAUAAAAUCAUUAGAAGCUACAA
Mytilus californianus (California mussel) is the source of this 5049-nucleotide messenger RNA. RefSeq names its product programmed cell death protein 10-like. The record is from RefSeq and is a predicted model, not a curated record. The transcript is spliced from 10 exons. Gene Ontology annotation, cellular component: Golgi apparatus; FAR/SIP/STRIPAK complex. NCBI's taxonomy places the organism in Eukaryota, Metazoa, Mollusca, Bivalvia, Mytilida, Mytilidae. The coding region runs from base 98 to 820 and encodes 240 amino acids. Gene Ontology annotation, molecular function: protein kinase binding. Gene Ontology annotation, biological process: regulation of Golgi organization; positive regulation of MAP kinase activity.